Molecule: messenger RNA, 719 nt
Organism: Phragmites australis (common reed)
Lineage: Eukaryota; Viridiplantae; Streptophyta; Magnoliopsida; Poales; Poaceae
Exons: 3
Coding region: 235-546 (103 amino acids)
Biological process (GO): ribosomal small subunit biogenesis
Cellular component (GO): nucleolus
Molecular function (GO): RNA binding
Source: RefSeq, a predicted model, not a curated record
UUUUUUAUCCACUCUGCUACAUAUCAUUUGGGACCCAUUAGAAAUGUAGGAAUUUAACAAGAACUUGCUCAAUGCCAGCAAGAUUGGAGGGAAAUUUCAGCAUUCCAAACGUUGCCUAAUUAUCUUCUCUGAUUGGAGAUCUUGCUACUUGCAAGGAGCUCUUUUAGUUGUACUUGCAAGAAGGUCAAGAAGGAUGACACUGAGGCGGAGGAACCGGAUCACAGGGGUGUUGACAUGGAUGAAGCGAAUGAUAGGCCAAUUCUGGAAUAUGAGGAUGGAGAGCCUAGUGUGGUUGAACUGCCCACAGAAUCAAAAGGGAAGUAUGUACCUCCGAGUUUGCGUUCUGCUACCAAUUCGGAAUCAGAAGAGAUCGCUCAGAUGCGCCGGAGAGUAAGAGGACUUCUGAACAGGCUUUCAGAGUCAAACGUGGAGUCCACUACUCAGGAAAUUGCCGCACUUUUUUUAUCUGUUCCGCGGAGUGUUGGUUCUCAGAUAAUUGGGGAUGAACUUUUGGCAAAGUUGUUCACGGCAACCUCCUGGCAAUAAAGUGUUAGUGAUAUGUCUUUAGACAAUCAUAAUAAUGAUUGUAUCAUAUCUAUAUUUAUAUACUUUUGAAUAAUAUGUUAUCAUGUUCCACAGAUAACUAUCAUCUACAUGAAUAAGCAAAUAUGUGACUUGUUCAUGAUGCUAUUUGUUUGUAUUAUGAUGAUAUUCUGAGU